AAAGGAGGAAGGAGAAGAGCGAUCGCAUACUCAGAGGGCCCUGUCUCCUGCUCCCGGUGCUCUGGGGACCCCUCGGAUGCAUUACCUAAGGGACAUCUGGAUACCAGGGGGUGGGGGGAAAGUGAUGCCUGGCUCUCGCUACCACCCAGGGAUUUAUAAUCUGAAUCCUUUGCAUUUUAACCUCCCGCACCUCUCUCCUGGAAACUGAAAAAUAAAACUUUGCCAUCAAGCCCUGCAGUUGGAGCUGAAAGGCAGCAGUGUUGCAGAUUAAAGAGACGGACCUUGGUCCUCCCUGUGUGUGACUAGUGCUUGAUUUCCCAUUUUCUUUUAUUUCCCCCCUCCCCUUCCUCUUCACUGUCUUAAUCUCUCUGAUCUUUUUUUUCUCCCUCUGCUCCUCAGUCUCUUCCUCCUCCUUUCUGCCAACAACAAAAAUAACAAAAAGCCACCAUCAGAGGCACCUCUUGCCAGAAUAAAAAGGAAAGCAUGGAGUUCUCAGAGAGGAAGAGGAGCAGGAAAUCCCAGAGCUUUAAACUGGUGAAUCAAGAAUAUCACCAGGCUGCUUAUAAACCCUCUGAUUAUUGCAGUGACAUCAAUGGAGAGUUCAGAGACUUGCAGAGUCUUUCAGGUGAUGAAGGCAUGGAAAUUAAGAAGCAGAUCACUGGUAUGAGAAGGCUUCUAAAUGACAGCACUGGCAGAGUCUAUCAGAGGGUUGGAAAAGAGGGAGAGAAGCUCAAACAAGAACCUCAUGAAUUGGACCUGCAUUGGGCAGAGAGCUUGAACACUCCCUGUGCAGCAGAACAGGCUACGCAUCCUUCCCAGAACCCAUGGAACAAUGCACCUAUACAGACGACAGAAUUUUCAGGACAGUAUGGAACACGGUCAAAAACUGUUCAGAAUCAUCAUAAAAAUGCAGGGCUGAAUGGAGAUAUAAGAAUGGCAAAUACACCAACAGAAUCAAAGUGUUGUACAUGUAAUUGCCAGCCAACCCUGCAAGCCAUCCUGCAGGAGCUGAAAGCAAUGAGGAAAUUUAUGCAAGUACAAGCAGUUUCGCAAAGCCGUAUGCAGGUUCCGCAGUCAUGCAUUUGCAAUCAAAAGGCAGCCAUGGCAAGGAAAAGAAUAAUAAAGAAAAAAGUGCUUUUAAAGAAUACAGCAGUAUCUCCUGUAAUCAGCCCACCAAGUGUGAGUGAGAAAGAGCACAAGGCCAUGGUGCUCCCAGAAAGGUCCAGUCUGACAGAAAAAGGGAGAGCCAAGAAAGAGGAGGAGCACAUGCUGGGAUUUGGAAUUGUUGUUGAUUCUUCAUCCUCUGAUCCAGACGUCCAACUCGCAGAGGGAUUUGAUGUAUUUAUGCCGAAGUCUCAGCUCGACUCUAUUCUAACAAACUACAAAAGGUCAGGAAGUCUACUCUUUAGAAAACUGGUGUGUGCAUUUUUUGAUGACAAAACAUUGGCAACAUCACUUCCCAACGGGAAAAGGAAACGGGGUCUUAAUGACAAUCGGCAAGGCUUGGAUCAGAAUAUUGUGGGAGCAAUAAAAGUAUUCACAGAAAAGUACUGCACUGCUAACAAUGUGGAAAAAGUCCCAGGCCCACGACACUGGGUACAAAUCCUUCAGGAUCAGAUAAAGCUUGCAAGGCGGAGAUUAAAAAGAGGCUCCGAUUUAGGUAAUCAUCUUCAAAACCCCGAUGAUAGGAUGUGGCAUCACUCCUAAGACUCGCUUUUAACCUUAAACUGCAAUGCUGGAGAACACUGGAACAGAAGGCACUUAAGCCUGACUUCGCUUUCAGCUGAUGACAAAUUCAGUCACUUUCUGUAGAGUUUAUUUUUUAUUGCUUAUCAGAAGAUAAGCCAAGCUGUGGAAACCAACACACUGUGGAUAUUGUUCAUGGAGUCACUCCCUACAUAUUUUUUGUAACUAAUACCCUCCUAUUGUCAUAGUUUAUACAAAAUCAUAUCCAAAAGUGGAAUAUCUAAGCUAGUUGUUGGUUAUAUCAAACAGCGGUUUUGGAGAUGAGAAUUGGUGUGUGAAAUUCUCAUGAAGUGCUACUUGUUUCCACAGGUACUUAAUGUAACCAACAUGUCUUCUUCGUGAGCAGAAUUUGUUUCUCAUUGUUAUGCUUUCUUAACCCAAUUAUUUUUAAAAUGGACAUAAUGUCAUUGGUAUGUUACCUUGUAACUGUAAUGGGUCCGUUACUCUUGACACAAUGUGGCAUAUUUAUCAAAAAUCGAUAUUUAAAUUUUGAUUUUUUUUAAUUCACCUGUAUUCCAGAUUUAUAAGUGAUUUCAUCAAUAUUUAAACGAUAUGAUUAUCAAAAUCCCCAAAACCACAAAUAUAUGAGAUUUAGCAAAA
Molecule: messenger RNA, 2346 nt
Organism: Xenopus tropicalis (tropical clawed frog)
Lineage: Eukaryota; Metazoa; Chordata; Amphibia; Anura; Pipidae
Gene: bend7
Product: BEN domain containing 7
Exons: 8
Coding region: 484-1707 (407 amino acids)
Molecular function (GO): DNA binding
Source: RefSeq, a predicted model, not a curated record